AUGGAAACGGGAAGUAGGUGGUGGUGCAUGAUGGUUUUCACCAUUAUCUCUGUGCCGAUAAUAGCAAUAUCGUUGUUCCUCGGAGCUACGGUGAAAGAAGUUGAUAGCACAGAGGCCGUCACGGGCUUGCUUCGGACGGAUUCCCGGUGGAUCGUCGGCCAAGAUGGGCGGAGGGUGAAGCUGGCGUGUGUGAAUUGGGUUUCCCACUUGGAGGUGGCGGUGGCGGAAGGGCUGAGCAAAAAGCCCGUGGAUGAGAUUUCCAAGGGAAUAAAGUCCAUGGGCUUCAACUGCGUCAGGCUCACUUGGCCCACACUUUUGGCCACCAACGACUCUCUGGCUUCUCUCACCGUUAGAAGCUCCUUUCUGAGGUUCGGCCUCCUUGAAUCCGUCGCCGGUGUCCAAACCAACAACCCCUCCAUCGUCGAUCUUCCCCUCCUCCAAGCUUUUCAGGCAAGUCAACUAAUAAUUAUUUCUUACCUAAUUCCGUUACUUCCUAAUGAUUAA
Molecule: messenger RNA, 504 nt
Organism: Sphenostylis stenocarpa
Lineage: Eukaryota; Viridiplantae; Streptophyta; Magnoliopsida; Fabales; Fabaceae
Source: the annotation of a GenBank genome assembly